Epithele typhae is the source of this 636-nucleotide messenger RNA. RefSeq lists its product as uncharacterized. The record is from RefSeq and is a predicted model, not a curated record. The transcript has 2 exons. The annotation marks the transcript as partial. Lineage: Eukaryota; Fungi; Basidiomycota; Agaricomycetes; Polyporales; Epitheliaceae.
UCGUUGUUUUCUACUUUGACCCUCACUGGGAGCCACAUACCCAAACCCAUCACCCUUUCAAGAGUAGAGUCGUUCCCUGCCCGCAGGUACAAUCUCGGUGAGGGGUGCUUCGAGACUCUGUCCGGGGUAUGGAAAGCCGCCUACGUACCAAAAAAUCGAGGCCACCUCGCUCUCGAGCUCGGGGACCGUCUUGGGAGCGGCCGUUCUGGUUGGGUGUACAAGGCAGAGGUCGUUUCCGUUCAACCACCCGAAGGCCAAAACGCACAUCCUAUCCUGUGCCCCACCAAAUCCGCGCUCUGCAUCAAGAUAGCUCGACCGAAUCGAUGCCGAACGCUCGCUCGGGAGGCAUGGAUUUACGAGCGCCUCCCCGAACCGCAUAGCUAUUAUCCCUCCUCUGAAGAAGAGACUUCGCCUAUGCCAUCCGAUGGCGAUCCCACCCGCGACGACGAUCUCCCGGAUGAUGAACACACCCCCGAUGACGACCCCUUGGACUAUGAACCCAAAGAGAGUGACGGUGAAUUUCAAGGGUCGGACGCCCGAGAGCUUUCCGAGUGGCUUCAUUGGAUAUCCAGACCCCGACGCGCCGCUGCUUUCUGUCGACUCCUGCUCAUGUCGCGAGGAGGACCAGCCUACUCU